AGGCGAGAUGUAUAUUCCACCUCUACUGAGGGAUACGACUUUCAAAAGUAUCCCUCAGGAGAGGUGUAACAUGAUACGUGACAGUAGACCAGACGUGACGUUGAUUUACAAAAUCUAGAAGAACGCAUCAUUCAUUGAUGUCUCAAUACCAUGGGACACCAGAGUAGAGGAGACAGAGAGAGAAAAGAUUGAUAAAUAUCAAGACCUGCCCGUAUUUAUCAAAGCUCGCAAAUCCUUAAGAGUACUCUUAACUCAUUAAAACACUCUUAAAUUUAUGAAAAUUCUUAAGGGAAUUUUACGAAGCCUCUUACGCGCUAUGAGUACUCAUAUCUCGGGCCAAGAUUUAAGAAAGGUGGAGGGGUCUCUUAAGUACUUCGGAGUUUCUCAUAGCGGUAGUCACAGACUGUAAACAUGGCAGACAAACAAGAACACCGCGUUCGCCGCCCGAGGAAUUUUCGUCCAAGACUGGAUAUAUUCGAUGUGUAUGACGACAGUGAGUUUAAAAAAAGAUAUAGAAUAGAUCAAAGUGGCCUCAUGUAUGUGACUGACUUGAUCAGAGAGGCGAUUGCCAACCGCACGGAGAGGAGUCAUGCCGUAACACCUGAGAUGAAAGUGGCGGUAACUUUGAGGUAUUUUGCAACAGGCAAAAUGCAACUCUGCAAUGGUGAUGACUGGCCUCUCUCAGCCCACAAUUAGCAGAUUAAUCGCGCAGACUGUUGAUGCUCUUACAGCUCCACGGAUGGUUCAAAGAUUUGUGAAGUUCCCAACUAAUCCUGUGGAAAUUCAAAGAAUACAAGUGGAUUUUUCACAAUUUGCUGGAUUCCCCGGUGUAGUGGGUGUGAUUGAUGGCACCCAUAUAAAAAUUGUUGCUCCAAAAGAUUUUGAAGAAGUUUACGUAAAUAGAAAAAACUUUCACAGCAUCAAUGUACAAGUUGUUUUUGAUGCUAAUUGCCUAGUGAGGAACAUUGUUGCAAAGUGGCCAGGAUCUGUUCAUGACUCAAGAAUUUUACGUGAAAGUGGACUUUGGCGAAUAUUUGAAGAGGACAGAAUACCUGCAGGAUGCUAUUUGUUAGGGGAUACCUAGUUGGUACCCGUGUAAACGCUGGUUGCUGACCCCAUACCUAAGGCCUGAGGGACAUCAUCAAGAAGCUUAUAACAGGUAAUGCAUAGCCUAGUUACAUUGUUUACAUUUAAGGUUAAGCAGAACGAAAUAAAAAUGAGAAAGCACGUAGACUAUGAUAGAUAAAGACAUCACAGCUAAUGCACAACUCACAGGGCUCACAAGAAAACGCGAAGUAUCGUGAAAGAGGGAUAGGUCAGCUAAAACGAAGAUUUCAGGUUCUCCAUGGCGAAAUAAGAGUCGACCCACAAAAGGCAGCUAAGAUCAUCAUGGCAUGUGGCAUCAUGCAUAAUAUAUGCAAAGAACGGAACAUCCCAAUCGAAGAUGAAAAUGAAGAUGAAGAGGAUGUUGAUGACCAUAAUCAUGAUGAAGUGUUCCAGCCUGCGCAAGGAGAACCAGUUCCAGAUGGUGUACUUUUCAGGGAAAAUAUUCUCCGCAACCACUUCAUGAUUGAGGGCUAAAAUGUCGGAUGGAGGACCAAUUUAAUGGAAAUGGCUAUUGCUCCCACUAUCAGCAAGCAAGAGACAGAGGCAGAGGUCACAGAGCAGCCACCACCAGAGACAGAUGCAAAGGAACAAGAUUUGGCCUUACAUUUAGAUGCAAAUCUGCCUCCAUCUCUCAUCUCUUCGACUUCAGCGUCUAUCACAUCAGCACCUUUAGAAAUCACCGCUCCAGGAACCUUUGACUUCGAUGUCCCUGGCGCUUCAGGCUUUGCAACCCCUGGCCCUUCAGGCCUUGUAUCCCGUCUUCACCACCCCAGUCCGUUCUGUCUCCAUCACUCCAACACUCGUUCAUCCUG
Macrobrachium nipponense is the source of this 1919-nucleotide messenger RNA. RefSeq lists its product as uncharacterized. The transcript has 3 exons. The record is from RefSeq and is a predicted model, not a curated record. The coding region runs from base 1261 to 1581 and encodes 106 amino acids. Lineage: Eukaryota; Metazoa; Arthropoda; Malacostraca; Decapoda; Palaemonidae.